This is a messenger RNA of Letharia columbiana, 1263 nucleotides long. RefSeq lists its product as uncharacterized. NCBI's taxonomy places the organism in Eukaryota, Fungi, Ascomycota, Lecanoromycetes, Lecanorales, Parmeliaceae. The transcript has a single exon. Bases 1 to 1263 code for a protein of 420 amino acids. The record is from RefSeq and is a predicted model, not a curated record.
AUGAUAGCAGGUCUUAGGGGAGUAGCAAGGCGUCAAAAAUCAAUUUCUGGUUGGCUCUGCUUCGCUACUCAGGUCUUUCUUGACAUUAACAAGAUUACCGGCAGUGAUUAUCGGAAGGCUUUUCAGGAAUUACAAAUCGCAGGUCGAGACGCGAUAGCAACACUAGAGAAUAUAGAGAGAAUAGGCCAGCAGCAACCCAAAGCCCAAGUUGGCUCUCAAUACCAGCGGCUAGCGAAGGAUUCUCGCUUGGGGAGAACGAUUGGGUAUAUUUAUGGCUACAUCCUCGAUGACAGCGCUGAGAUUAGGCAACAGUUUUUUAUGCACGACACGGUACGUGCGAAGCAUCCGGAACCGCACAGGCUUCUCGUUCGUGACCCGCUUCUAUGUGGUCUGAUCAAAUUCUCCUUAAGCAUCAUGCUCUAUAAUCUGGGAGUAGAGUUUGCCAAAAACUCUCUGUGUACCUUACCUACCACUGAUCUUUACCGUGCUCUUCGAUUGACAUUAAAUCUGGACCUUGCGUGGCCAGACACGGAUCUUUUCGUUAGCAAUAUCACGCCAGAAAGGCUUUUCUUUGGAGGCCUCCCAAACAAACUGGAAUCUUGCCUCAAGCGAUUGAUGCUGAUGCAAGGUAUCUCACCAGAGAUCUUCGUGAAGGGUGGUAAGAGACGUUCAGGCCGGAAGAGCCUUCCUUUUACACCGUCGAUCUCCAAGACUGGUCGAGACUGGCACGAAGCGUCUGCAGUCAUCAGCGCCUUCCGAGACCGACAUAUCAUGAACAACACAAUCAAGUGGACCUUCGAGACCCUCGAAGCUGUCUUUAAAGAGUCUACGAAGAACAACGCUUCACAACGCGCGGCCCGUGAACAUUGGAUCAAAUCUCGGCAGAUCGGUACGGUUCCACUCCUUCAAUGUGUCAAAACUGCCAUUACCACGGAAUUAUCUGUUCUUAUUUUCGACUACUUUGGAUUACAUCUACGUUGCGAAAAUUUCCUUGUUAAGCUACGCUCAGGGCUUGGCGGAAACAUGAAAAAGAACGAUGGAAUCACACACUCAAAUGACGAGCCACGCUGGCUCGCAGGAUGCAUGGUUUUUGCAAUACUUCGAAAUGCCGUCGAAUGGGAAUUUGUGGCAAAAGAUACGGACGGUGACGGCGGCCUUUUACCAGAGUGGCGGCUCUUCAUGGACGCAGGGGCUCUGUUGAAGGAAUUUAACCAGAGCGAAGGGGAUUGCGAGAGCAAACGCUCCGAAAAUUACGCAGAGUAG